CAGUGAGGAGGGAGGCAGGGAGGAUCUCAGCUGGAGCAGAGAGAGAGAAAGAGAGAAAGGCAUACAGAGAGAGGAGUGUGUGUUGUGAGCGUGGAUGCACUCGCCUGCUUCGCUCAGUGGCUGACUGUGUGUGACAGAAAGAGCGUGGAUACUACUCUACGGGACUGAAUGUGUUCGGGGUCACAGACGGAGACAAAACACACAAAGAAAGAGAGUGGGGCGGAGGUAAACUGCUGACUGAACUGCAGGCAGACAGCAGGGCCGAGUGCGGAGGAGUAAGCAGACAAGGCCGAGCACACAAGGCGUGACUGACAGGGUCAAUGGCGAGCAAUAACACGGCGAGCAUCGCUCAGGCGAGGAAGCUGGUGGAACAGCUGAAGAUGGAGGCCAACAUUGACAGGAUAAAGGUCUCAAAAGCAGCGGCAGACUUGAUGUCGUACUGCGAAGCCCACGCCAAAGAGGACCCUCUGUUAUCACCGGUCCCAGCAUCAGAGAACCCGUUCAGGGAGAAGAAGUUCUUCUGUGCCAUCCUGUAAAAAAAAAACAACAACAACAACAACAUGGCCCGUCAGCAGUCUGCUCAGUGUGGGACUUUGAACUAUGACGUUCAAAAAUACGUAGAAAUCUUCUAGCAGGGGGGCACGAUGAUGAUUACUGCCCUCCUUUCUCGAACAGCACCUUGUGUGUGUGCGAUAAUUAAAACCCACAGAGUUUACGUGUAACUGUUGCGGGGGUUUUGAUUGCUUUUUUGAGGGGUGUUGCAGCAUGUUGAAAGGGGUCUGUGCUUUUAGAUGACACAAAAAGGAUGAUAAUGAUGAGGAGUGUGAUUACAUGACAGACAGCCUUCUAAGUCUUCAGGUUGUGGCGUGUACAAAAGAAAAACAGAUAAAAUGAGAAUAAAAAUAUUUCGUUGUUCUUCGGGGACUUGCAGAUGUUCUGUUGAUAAAUGGUCUGUGGGUGAGUCGGGCAUUGAGGGACAGCAAACAAAAACACGCCUUCUGCUAGACGCCACCUGAUUAUUGGAAUGUUUUUUUUAAGUUGUUUAUUUUACAUUUGUUUUAACUUUACCUAUCAUCUAGUUAACUUUCUAUAAGUGUGUGUGAUUACUGAAAGAGCUCUGUUCACUUUCUUUUCUUACACAAACAGGCUACGACGCUUUUUUAAUGGGAAGUUUGAAACGUGCGACUCUGUGACUCUCUUUAAAAGUACCGUGUGAAACCAGUCUCCGUGUAUCCACAUCUAUCAAAUGUGAUGCAGUUUGUCUCCUUCAGAUUCAAACCCUCUUUCUACUGUUUGUAUAAAAUAACUAGCAAGUAAAGUGUGCUGUGCUGUGAGUCCUGAAGGUUUGUGUUUGUAUCAUUAACUAUUGCAUGACAUGGACAGAUGGUCUUAUCUUCUAUUUCCUUUCAUGUGGACAUUGUAUGAAACGGGGGCGGCCUCCAGCUGGAAGUGCCAAAACUAAUUAAAACUAAAUGUUUUAACAGA
Molecule: messenger RNA, 1485 nt
Organism: Notolabrus celidotus (New Zealand spotty)
Lineage: Eukaryota; Metazoa; Chordata; Actinopteri; Labriformes; Labridae
Product: guanine nucleotide-binding protein G(I)/G(S)/G(O) subunit gamma-2
Exons: 4
Coding region: 321-536 (71 amino acids)
Biological process (GO): G protein-coupled receptor signaling pathway
Cellular component (GO): heterotrimeric G-protein complex
Molecular function (GO): G-protein beta-subunit binding
Source: RefSeq, a predicted model, not a curated record